AUGCCGCCAAUUCCAGGUGUGGAUGGAGACCGUCGACGGGUUAUCCUCUAUCACCAAACACUCCUGCCGAAUUCGGGCCCAUAUGUCCCUAUGAUGCCACUAUUAUCUAACAACACUGGCAUCACGCAUGUUAUCAUCGCCGCAAUUCAUAUCAAUGGCGAACCGGGUGAUAUAACACUCAACGACGACCCCCCAGAUAGCCCCAAAUACGACCCAUUAUGGAACGAAGUACCCCUACUCAAACAGGGCGGGGUGAAAAUAAUGGGCUUGCUCGGCGGCGCAGCACAAGGCUCCUUCCAGCGUCUCGACGGCGACCAAGAAAAAUUCGAACGCUACUACGGCCCUUUGCUAGCUAUGAUUCGUCGCCAUGGACUACAAGGCAUUAUUCGACUGAUUGACCGACUCAAGUCUGACCUGGGUGAUGAGUUUAUCAUCACUCUGGCACCUGUUGCCGCAGCGUUGCUGGGAAUGGGGAAUUUGUCUGGAUUCGACUAUCGCCAACUCGAACAGGCACGCUCCUCCAAGAUUAGCUGGUACAAUGCUCAGUUCUAUAAUGGAUGGGGCCCCGCGGACGACCCACGCAUGUAUGCGGCGAUGAUUGCGCAGGGCUGGUCUCCUAAUCGGAUCGUUUAUGGCCUUUUGACAAAUCCUGGAAAUGGUUCACAGGGAUAUGUGCCCCGAGACAAAAUCAGUGCCGUGCUUGCGGCGCUGAUUGAAAGAUUCCCGAAUUUCGGAGGCGUGAUGGGGUGGGAGUAUUUUAAUGCACUCCCAGGGGACCGUGCUAGGCCGUGGGAGUGGGCUACCGAGAUGACUGUCAGCAUGAAUAUGAAGGACAUCGUCGUCGCUGCUCGGCAGGUUCUUUCAACUGGGCCCAUGGUGGAUGGUCUGAACAAUUUAUUUCGUGAUAUGAUGAACCAGAGAAGACAGUCCUGA
Messenger RNA from Penicillium waksmanii, 933 nucleotides. RefSeq names its product putative class III chitinase. Bases 1 to 933 code for a protein of 310 amino acids. The record is from RefSeq and is a predicted model, not a curated record. NCBI's taxonomy places the organism in Eukaryota, Fungi, Ascomycota, Eurotiomycetes, Eurotiales, Aspergillaceae. The transcript has 2 exons.